Molecule: messenger RNA, 459 nt
Organism: Funneliformis geosporum
Lineage: Eukaryota; Fungi; Glomeromycota; Glomeromycetes; Glomerales; Glomeraceae
Source: the annotation of a GenBank genome assembly
AGGGUGAUUGAGAGUCGCGAAAGAGAAGUGGAGAAGGAUGUGAAUAAGGCACUGUCGGUGUUGGAUGCUCCCACAACACCAUCACCUGGUAAUGCUUCCACAGCACCACCACCUCAUUAUACUCCUACAACACCACCUCGUAAUGCUUCCACAAUGCCACCACCACUAUCACAGAAUAUUCUUAAACGUUCUCCUGAUAUUUACGAGACAGGUUUCGAAAUGGAUUGGGCGCCUUGGAAGUUCGACAUUACAAUAAUAAGUAAUGUAAACAUAGAAUGCGUACUUAUGAGCUUGCAUGAAAAAUGCCAGAAGACGAAACCGAAAACUACAACGUCACUCGAAUACGGCAUAAUUGAUCUCAACGACGGUAUCAUUUUAGAAGCUUUGGGGCAAUCAGUGAUAUCGCAUUUUGAAGCAAAGAUGCAAGAAUAUAAACCUAAGAAAGCUUUAUCCACAGAA